Pyricularia grisea is the source of this 366-nucleotide messenger RNA. RefSeq lists its product as uncharacterized. Lineage: Eukaryota; Fungi; Ascomycota; Sordariomycetes; Magnaporthales; Pyriculariaceae. The record is from RefSeq and is a predicted model, not a curated record. The transcript has 2 exons. The coding region runs from base 1 to 366 and encodes 121 amino acids.
AUGGCCGAAGACAGCAAGAACAUGGAGUCGCAGCCUGCUGUUGACGAGACCCCAAUCUCUCCCUCGCGCCCCAACCAGCGCCGCAAGAACUCGCUCGAGGAGCAUCUGAAGAACCGCCCUGAGCGCGCCGAGCUUGUCGACAGAAACAUCCUCCCGGCCUCCACUGCGGCCCCCGCGCUUCAGGAGAAGCAGAAGGAGCUGGCUAAGCACAUGCGCGCCGACUCGCUCAACGAGAAGAUUGCGCACCGCCCUUCGCCCGACGAGCUGAUCAAGAAGGGCGUCCUGGACGAGGAUCCGAGGACCGCGGAGGAGAAGUACGCCGAGGCUAUCGAGGACGAGUACGCUAAGCGGGAGGGUGGUGCUUAG